Molecule: messenger RNA, 1108 nt
Organism: Oppia nitens
Lineage: Eukaryota; Metazoa; Arthropoda; Arachnida; Sarcoptiformes; Oppiidae
Product: prolyl hydroxylase EGLN3-like
Exons: 4
Coding region: 21-1073 (350 amino acids)
Biological process (GO): cellular response to hypoxia; peptidyl-proline hydroxylation to 4-hydroxy-L-proline
Cellular component (GO): nucleus; cytoplasm
Molecular function (GO): ferrous iron binding; L-ascorbic acid binding; peptidyl-proline 4-dioxygenase activity
Source: RefSeq, a predicted model, not a curated record
UCAUUAUAAUCAUCAAAAAUAUGACAUCAAAUUGUUUUAUGCAAAACUACAGUCCGAUUACCGGCGGUGGUGUCGCCACCGAUACUCUGAGGACAUCAUCAUCAUCAUCAUCGGCGGUGGCGACCACUUGUCAAUCAUCAUCUGGACUGUUAUACAACCCAUUCGAGCCCACCUACGAACUACAUAAGCCAUACAAUCUAUGCCAAGACAUUGUCGACAUAUCACGAGAUAACUUUCCCGCCGAUGAUGUCGACACCGAUACUAUUAUUAGUCCAUAUAUAGUGACCCAGAAAACUGCCGACAAUUACUACGGUAAUAGUAUUAAUUCAUUCAUGAAAAACCAAUCGAUGGAUAUGUGCCGCAAGUUUGAUGUCCAUCAAAGUCAAUGGAUAUCGCAAACAAAAUUAGACAAACUGUGCCACGAAUUGGUCCAACGGCUCAACUAUCAGGGAAUAUGUGUUUUCGACAAUUUUAUGGAUAAUAUUGUUGCCGGUUGUCUACAAAAUGAAGUCCAACAACUAUAUAAAUCGACCGAUUUUCAAUACGGAAUGCUAUCCAACAAUAAUCUGAUCCGUAAUAUCAGGGGUGACCUAAUCUAUUGGAUUACUGGCAAUGAAUCCAAUUGCUAUCAUAUACACGGACUGAUCAAAACUAUUGACUUAAUUGUAUUCAAAUGUAAUAAAUUAGCAAAUAAUGGACUAAUGGGUGUCUAUAAUAUCAAAAGUCGUACGCCGGCUAUGGUUGCCUGUUAUCCGGGUAAUGGAUCACGUUUUAUGAAACAUGCGGACAACUAUUCAGGCGAUGGCCGAUGUAUAACAUGUAUAUACUAUGUCAACAGGGAAUGGCAGUAUUUGAGAGACGGCGGAUGUUUGCGUGUAUAUCCAAAUCAAAUAUCGGGAAACCAUCCAUACAUGGAUAUCGAGCCCGUAAGCGACCGAUUGGUCCUAUUCUGGUCGGAUCGCCGUAAUCUACACGAAGUAAUGCCAUCGAAUCGGUUCCGGUUUGCUAUAACCGUAUGGUAUUUGGAUGAAGAAGAGAGGCGACAAUAUAAGCAAACAAAUAAACAGUUAUAAUAUAAUAUAAUUUCCGGGCCAUAGAUAGGACAGUC